Messenger RNA from Trichosurus vulpecula (common brushtail), 966 nucleotides. Its product is annotated as vomeronasal type-1 receptor 1-like. Gene Ontology annotation, molecular function: pheromone receptor activity. The record is from RefSeq and is a predicted model, not a curated record. NCBI's taxonomy places the organism in Eukaryota, Metazoa, Chordata, Mammalia, Diprotodontia, Phalangeridae. The transcript has a single exon. Gene Ontology annotation, cellular component: membrane. Bases 1 to 966 code for a protein of 321 amino acids. Gene Ontology annotation, biological process: G protein-coupled receptor signaling pathway.
AUGAAAUCUAAUAAUAUAAUCCUGUGUGUUGCCUUCCUCUCCCAGACAGGAAUUGGAGUUUUAGGGAAUUCCUUCCUUAUUUUCCUCUUCAUCUUUGUUUUUCUCAGUGGACAUAGGAUGAGGCCUAUAGACACUAUUGUCACUCAACUGGCCUUUGUCAACUGCUUGGUGCUUCUCUCAAAAGGCAUUCCCAAGACAAUGACAGCUUUGGGUUUGAUGAAUUUCCUGGGUGAAAUUGGAUGCAAAAUUGUUUCAUAUCUUCACAGAGUAGCUCAGGAGCUUUCCCUUAGCAUGACCUGCCUCCUGAGUGGUUUUCAGGCCAUCACCAUCAGCCCCAGCAACUCCAUUUGGGCAGGGCUUAAAGCCAGAACCCGAAAGUACAUCAUUCUCUCUAGUCUCUUCUGUUGGACUUUUCACCUGCUUUUUUGCAGCUAUACUCCUUGGGGAAUUCAGGGACCAAGUCAUGCCAGAAAUAUCACUGAGAUACAGCAUUAUGGAUAUUGUUCUCAUGUAAUUCUUUCUGGAUAUCAUGCCUCCUUAUUUGCAACCAUUAUCUCCUUUCCUGAUUCUGUGUGUAUGGUAUUCAUGGUCUCUGCCAGUGGUUACAUGGUGUUUCUUCUAUACAGACAUCACAGGCAAGUCAAGCAAAUUCACCUUACUUGCCUCUCCCUCAGAGUCUCCCAUGAGUCCAGGGCCACCAAAACCAUCCUACUGCUACUGAGCACCUUUUUUACCUCUUACUCACUCAACAGCAUCUUGACAACAUAUAUGUCUUUUGUAAAAUCUCCACACUGGUUAGCACAUACCUCUGCUUUCCUGGCUUCAUGUUUCCCAGCUGUUAGCCCCUAUAUGCUGAUAAGCAGUGACUCACAAGUUCCUAGGUAUUUCUACGCUCUUUGUAGAAAGAAAAACCCACAUUUUGACCUUGAUAGUAGAUUGGUAUCCUCCACCAAGGAUGUUCCAUGA